AUGCAAGGGUUUGGGUUCGAAUUACUGGCCUGUGAGGACAAAUGGGAUUUCUGCACCAGAUCUACGGUGUGUGGCACGGCUCUUGGACUAGGGAGCACCCCUGAGUUCGUUUGGCAGGCACCGUGGCAGGACACCCACACCCAACAUUUGAGCCGUCUUGAUGAAGGUGAUCGCGAAAUGUCCUUGAUACUCUCUGGGCGGCUACUCAAAAUUAGAAGUGCCGCUGCUAGCGAUGAAACUUGGAAGGUAGCGACCGUUGGAGGGUACUUCAACUUCGGCAAGGAGCGUUCUGCUCUCACUGCAGCUCACGCUUUCAUGAGAGAUUUGAAUGGUCAGCCCAAUGAUUACAGUUUGGACGAUUCCGAAGAUGGGUCUGAACCGGAGAGCGACAGCGAAAGUGACGACGACAAUGACAGCCAAAGUGACAGCGACAUUGACCGCAACAACGGAAACGGUAAUGGUGGUGGAAGCAACGACCCAACACGCAGCUCCAACGCUGGUCGAUCCGACGGUCACUUGGUUCAAUUUGACAUUUGA
Messenger RNA from Cladophialophora bantiana CBS 173.52, 537 nucleotides. RefSeq lists its product as uncharacterized. NCBI's taxonomy places the organism in Eukaryota, Fungi, Ascomycota, Eurotiomycetes, Chaetothyriales, Herpotrichiellaceae. The record is from RefSeq and is a predicted model, not a curated record. The transcript has a single exon. Bases 1 to 537 code for a protein of 178 amino acids.